ACCCAAAGGUGAAAGGUAAGCCAACAUGUUAUGGCCAAGGUUACCACACAUGGGGGUGGGGACGGGGGCGGCUUUGACAAGUGGAGACAGCUGUGCCAGCCAGUGCCACACUUGAAGUGCAAAUGGGUCCUGGUGUCUUCCCUGAGAUGAGGAUGGGCGUAUCCGCCGGGAAUCCUAGGAGAGAAGCUGAUGAUGGGAAAUUUUCUUCCAACCACAGCAGGCCUGUGUGACCUUUGAGGAUGUGGUCUUUUCCUUCUCCCCGGAGGAGUGGGGGUUCCUUAAUGAAGACCAGAGGCACCUGUACCUCAGUGUGAUGCUGGAGACCUUUGCCCUUGUGUCCUCCGUAGGUUGUGGGCAUGAAGUAGACGGUCGAGAGUCAUCUGUGCCCCAAGUGUCUGUGGGUGGAAGGUCACACGUGACGAGUCCACCCACCCAGAAGGCUCACUCAUGCAGUAUCUGUGUCCUCGUCUUGAAAGACAUUUUAUACCUGGCUCUUCCGCCAGUGCCAAAGCCGUGUCUGCUGGAGGCAUGUGCGGACAUUCCUCAGCACCCAGACCAUCAGAGCGAAGAGGAGCCAGUGGCAUGGGGCGUGGAUGGGCCCAUGCCUGACGAAAACACUGACUAUCUUGUGUCAGGACAGCGAUUCCAAUUUGAAGACCUCUGGAAGGACCUGUCAGCGUUUUCUCACUUCCUGCCGCCCCCAAUCAUCCCCAGUUGUGAGAACCCACACAACGCCAAGCUGUGGGAGGCAUUUCACUAUGGGAGAACUUAUUACGACUUCUUCCAGUGGACAAAAGCUUCCGGCCACGAAAAUACAGCUUUUCAUAGCCUGAGUGCAUAUCCCGGAGAAAACCUUUACGAGCACAGCGUAUAUGAGAGACCAUUUCACACUCCGUACUCACUUGUCCCAUUUCCGACAGUCCACCCGGGAGAAAGAACCCAUGGGUGCAGCGAGUGUGGGAAGCUGUUCAAGCGCCGAGCAGCCCUGUACAUCCACCAGAGGAUCCACACUGGGGAGCGGCCGUACGGGUGCACGGAGUGUGGGAAGUUCUUCCAGCGCCGAGCGGCCCUCUCUGUGCACCAGAGGAUCCACACCGGGGAGCGGCCCUACGAGUGCGGGGAGUGCGGGAAAUGCUUUAAGGAUGGCUACGCCCUCACCGUGCACCAGCGGGUGCACACCGGGGAGCGGCCCUACGUGUGCCGGGACUGCGGGAAGUCCUUCAAGCGAGGGGGUGACCUGAUCGUGCACCAGCGAGUGCACACCGGAGAGCGGCCCUACGUGUGCACGUACUGUGGGAAGGCUUUCAAGCGAGGAGGUGAACUUACUGUGCACCAGAGAGGCCACACUGGGGAGAGGCCUUAUGAGUGUGGCGAGUGUGGGAAAUCCUUUAAGCUACGAAACGGCCUCAUCGUGCACCAGCGGGGCCACACGGGGGAGAGACCAUACGUGUGCGCCUACUGCGGCAAGUCAUUCAAGGAGAAGAGCGUCCUCACUGUGCACCAGCGGAUCCACACGGGGGAGAGGCCCUACCAGUGCCGCAUCUGCGGGAAGUCAUUUAAGGAAAGAAGCGUCCUUUCCGUCCACCAGCGCGUGCACAACGUGGAGCGGCCUUACGAGUGCGCCGAGUGCGGGCGCUCCUUCAAGCGGGGCUAUGACCUCACUGUGCACCAGCGGGUGCACACUGGGGAGAGGCCAUACGUGUGUGCCGACUGCGGCAAGUCCUACAAACGAGGGAGCAACCUCACCGAGCACCAGAGAGCACACAUGAAAGAAGGUGCUUAUGAGUGCAGAAACUUCGGGAAAACGUUGACUCGGCGUGCUAACAUCAGCAGCCACUACAGAGUUCACGAGGGAGAGAAACCGUAUGAAUACAGUGGGUGUGAUAAACCUUUCUGGUAUGAACCCAGUAUUGUUCAGCGCCCGUAAAACAACAUAGAGCAAACCCAUAAGGCCCGGUGCUGGCCAUUCCCACCUGCAAUCCUAGCUACUUAGGAGGCUGAGAUCUGAGGAUCACGGUUCAAAGCCAGCCUGGGCAGAAAGAUAUGUGGGGUUCUUAUCUCUAAUUAACCAGCACAAAGCCAG
Molecule: messenger RNA, 2083 nt
Organism: Perognathus longimembris pacificus (Pacific pocket mouse)
Lineage: Eukaryota; Metazoa; Chordata; Mammalia; Rodentia; Heteromyidae
Product: zinc finger protein 551-like
Exons: 3
Coding region: 314-1927 (537 amino acids)
Biological process (GO): regulation of immune system process; regulation of cytokine production; negative regulation of transcription by RNA polymerase II
Source: RefSeq, a predicted model, not a curated record